AUGAAUCGUUGCUUCAGAUGCCCAAAAGAUCAGUAUCCAAGCAAGGGCCAAGAUCAAUGCCUUCCAAAGGUUCUAACCUUCCUGUCCUAUAGUGAGCCUUUGGGGGUGGCAUUAUCUUUGAUAGCUGUGUGCGGUUCUCUGCUGACGGGUCUGGUGUUUGGACUCUUCAUCAAACACUGGAACAGCCCCAUUGUCAAAGCCAGCAAUCGGUAUCUCACCUGCUGCUUGCUUGGCUCCCUCCUGCUCUGCUUCUCCUCCUCACUGCUGUUCAUCGGACAGCCGCAGACUGUGACCUGCCUUUUACGACAAAGCUCAUUUGGCAUUAUUUUCUCAGUGGCGCUUUCAUCCAUAUUGGCCAAAACUCUCACCGUCGUCCUGGCUUUCAUGGCCUCAAAGCCAGGCAGCAAGAUGAGGAAAUGGGCAGGGAAAAGACUGGCAAACGUGGUUAUUCUUUCCUGUUCCGGUACUCAAACAGGAAUUUGUACUUUGUGGCUCUGUACUACCCCUCCAUUCACAGAUACGGACAUGCACGCUCUAGCUGAAGAAAUUGUGGUUGAAUGCAACGAAGGCUCGGUCACGAUGUUUUACUGUGUCUUGGGAUAUUUGGGGUUCAUGGCUAGUGUCUCUUUUCUGGUUGCUUUUUUCGUUCGGAAAUUGCCAGACAGUUUCAAUGAGGCCAAGUUCAUAACUUUCAGCAUGUUGGUGUUUUGCAGCGUUUGGGUGUCCUUUGUUCCAACUUACUUGAGCACCAAGGGGAAAUAUAUGGUGGCCGUGGAGAUCUUCUCCAUUUUAGCAUCCAGCUCUGGUUUACUGAUUUGUAUUUUUUCCCCAAAAUGUUAUGUCAUUGUUUGGAGGCCUGAACUGAACAGCAAGGUCCACUUAUGUAUAAGAAAUAGGUAG
Messenger RNA from Euleptes europaea (tarantolino), 900 nucleotides. RefSeq names its product vomeronasal type-2 receptor 26-like. The record is from RefSeq and is a predicted model, not a curated record. Lineage: Eukaryota; Metazoa; Chordata; Lepidosauria; Squamata; Sphaerodactylidae. Bases 1 to 900 code for a protein of 299 amino acids. Gene Ontology annotation, molecular function: G protein-coupled receptor activity. Gene Ontology annotation, cellular component: membrane. Gene Ontology annotation, biological process: G protein-coupled receptor signaling pathway. The transcript has a single exon.